Messenger RNA from Tachysurus fulvidraco (yellow catfish), 2029 nucleotides. Its product is annotated as zinc finger protein 750-like. The transcript has 2 exons. Lineage: Eukaryota; Metazoa; Chordata; Actinopteri; Siluriformes; Bagridae. Bases 32 to 2029 code for a protein of 665 amino acids. The record is from RefSeq and is a predicted model, not a curated record.
ACUAUACAUUUUUGGGUUCAACAACAUCAGGAUGACUGCCGCCAAUAAGGAAUGGAAACCCAAGAAACCUCACUACAUCCCUCAGCCCCCAGGUAAACCUUUCAUUUACCACUGCUUUCAGUGCCCAUUUACCUGCAAUGAAAAAUCUCACUUGUUCAACCACAUGAAGUACGACUUGUGUAAGAACUCACUUUCACUGCAAAGCAAGAUAUCCCUCAACAAUGUUGAUGAAAUUAGCAUGACAACAGCUAGUACAGAGGCGCCGAUGCAGAAUAAUGAUUCGGCACAACUUGAUUAUUUGAAUGAAAUGACUACAGUCAAGCUGAAAGAUGACCAUAAUGCCCAACCAAAUGAGGAAGAGAGGAGUAAAGUAUCUGAAAGAGUGUUGUUACCUCAGAGCGAUCCACAACCAAAACAGAAUGCAGAUCUACUAAUGAACAAAUCAUCAUCCAUGACAGAUGGGAUGAAAACCGAGACAAGCAAUAAUGAAGAACUGCCAACAACACAUACAUCUGCCUUUUCUGAUGAUCCCUCAUUUCAGGAAGAUCCAACAUCAACCUUUCAUCAACCACCAAAGUCCUUCCAACAUGAAGUUCUUCCAGUAUACAACCCGAUUUCCAUUUAUAAUUCAGUUCUCCUUGAUUACAAACCCCAGCAGCAGGCAAAAGAUGCAGAAUAUUUUUCCCAAAGACUGAAGUACCCUUCUUAUGCCAUCCACUAUAAUCUAUACUCUACAUGCUCUUCCUAUUCACCUUAUUUUGUUUGUGACAAUUACUGCAAUCAUCUCAAUUCCACUUCGCAUUUUACUCCGUACUCCGGCGUAAGUACUCAAUUCAACUCUCAACCACUUGGCAUUCAUCCACUCCUACCAGGGCAACUUCUUCCCAUCCACUCCUUGCCAACAAGCCGCAAUCUCACUUUAGAUCAAACUUAUAGAUUUUACCAUUCAAGUCCUUCUCUUAUGUACCACCUCCAAGAUCAGACCUAUCUUACCUCAUGUUCUAAUUCAAAAAAAGGGCAUUCUACUAUGGCUGUACCCAACAAUCUUGAUCACGUAAGACCUGAUGGAUCGCAUCUUGAUUCAUACUCAAUGGAUCAAAGAGAAUUCUUUCUGAUGCAGGAACCUGGGAUCAGAAUAAGCCAACAAAAUAAAGUUCAAAUGAGUCCCAAACUUGGCUGUUCUCCAACUGGGUCUCCAGCUACACCAAAUACAAGAGAUCACACCCAAAAAGACUCUCAAUCCCUGAAACCACUGGAUGUAAGUGAGCUAGAUUCCCGACAUGACCAACUGGAAGAGUAUGACACUAAUUCACUCUCAGCAAAAGAUGGACCCAGACAACACAGAUCCAAACACUGGCAGAGGGCAGCAGAACAAGAAGAAGUAACAAAUGGUGAUGUGGCCCAACUGAAUCUCUCAAAAAAUGAAACUGCAUUUGAGGUUCCUUUAAAUCUCUCUGUAAAACCUAUAUCUGGUAUCCCUACCUCACUAAGCCAUAUACAAGAUGAGAGUAAAACCAUCACCUGGGGAACUAUGGAUUCCGGUUCAUUGAAAGAAGAAAAUGAUGAUACCACAGAUGAAGAAAAAAGGACAGCUGCAUAUGCUUUGUGUCAACUGGCCCAGUGGAAUCUGUCGGAAAAGAUAGAAUCCUCAGAGACAAGCACACGCUUGAGCAAGUUCACAGACACUAGUACUAACGACCAUCAAAUCAGCAACCAUCAAAUCAGCUCUACUUUAUUUCAUGCUAACUGCAUAAGCAGUAAUCUGGUAGCCAUUCCUGAAAACACAUUUUCAACUGAAGAAAGUGAUAGCACUGAAACAGAGAAGACAAAUUUUUCUUCUGACUUUCCUGAUCCAAAAUCUGCCCUGGAUGUUAAUUGUUCCACAUGUUAUCCUGACGCUACAACAGUCACCGAUACCAAACCCAGAACCAAAAUUCAGACAAAAUUCAGAAGAUAUGGAACAUCUGCAAAGAGGAACACAGACUCAGUUCCUAGCAAUCGCAUUCUAAGGAAAAGACUUCGGCGUUAG